UGUCUUCCCGUCACCGUUCGGAAUAUAAAAGGUCAAAAAUAAAGAAACCGAAAGGAAACUCGGAAGAAGGCAAACCCCUCUCUCUCUAUUACUUUCUCAGAGAAACAUGGCGUCCUUUGAUGCGUACGGAAUGGACGGAGAAGAGAUUCACGCUGCUCCAAAUGACCAUCCCUUCGAAGUCGACGACGAUAGCUACUCCAAUUACGGCUCUUACUCCAACUUCACCGACAACCAACAAUUCCCGGCGGAUGGUGGUGACGUGGCAGUGGAUCAUGUGAAUUCCUCUCCUGAUAUCUUCGGCUUCGGAUCUUCCGAUCCAACCCCUGCUUACUCGCAAUCUCCUUUCGGUCCUUCGAUUCAUGUCGAGAACGGAAAUGGAACCAAUGGAUUUGGUGUUGGGAACGACGACGUCUUUGCUUCUGAUGGACCAGUGCUUCCUCCUCCAACUGAGAUGGAACCUGAAGAAGGCUUCGCUCUUCGCGAGUGGCGGCGUCAAAAUGCUAUUCUGCUUGAGGAGAAGGAGAAGAAGGAGAAGGAGUUGAGGAACCAGAUUAUUGAAGAAGCUGAGGAGUACAAGCGAGCAUUCUAUGAGAAGAGGGAAAAAACCAUUGAGACCAACAAAACUAAUAACAGAGAAAGAGAAAAGCUGUACUUGGCUAACCAAGAGAAGUUCCAUAAGACUGCAGACAAACAGUACUGGACUGCAAUAGCAGAACUAAUUCCUCGUGAGGUCCCUAAUAUCGAGAAGAAAAGAGGCAAGAAGGAUCAAGAGAAGAAGCCAUCAAUAAGUGUCAUCCAGGGACCAAAGCCUGGAAAACCAACUGAUCUAUCAAGAAUGCGGCACAUUCUUGUGAAGCUGAAGCAUGCACCCCCACCUCACAUGAUUCCACCCCCACCUGCUCCAGCAAAGGAUGCUAAAGAUGGAAAAGAUGCUGCUUCAAAUGGAACUGCAUCUACUGAGAAAGGGGCACCUGCUUCAUCUGCAAAAGAUGCCGCUGCAAAUGGUUCCACUCCUGAACAAGAUACUACUGUUGCUAAGGACCAACCUGCUGCAGAACCAGAGGCAACAUCAACAGCCUAAUUGCUUACGCAUCAGUCAACGGUGGUUUUGUUGAUAUUCAAAAGGACAUGCUUAAGAAUUGGUCUAAAUGGAUUUUGAGCUGUAGCAACUAGCAAACGCAAUCAGUCU
Molecule: messenger RNA, 1189 nt
Organism: Durio zibethinus
Lineage: Eukaryota; Viridiplantae; Streptophyta; Magnoliopsida; Malvales; Malvaceae
Product: clathrin light chain 1-like
Biological process (GO): clathrin-dependent endocytosis; intracellular protein transport
Cellular component (GO): clathrin coat of trans-Golgi network vesicle; clathrin coat of coated pit; plasma membrane
Molecular function (GO): clathrin heavy chain binding; structural molecule activity
Source: RefSeq, a predicted model, not a curated record